CCGGGGGCGGCCUCCCUCUCGGCCACCGCCAGGGCCACGGGCCGCCCGCCGGCCGCCGUCUCCCGUCAGCUCCGCAGCGCCCGAGAAAUCAUAACUCCAUAAAUAAGAAACUGAAAUUUCAAUAUGAUAACGUGGACAUUAACAAUGAUGAUACAGAUAAAUCCAGAAGUCUGGGAAUCAUGUUCUAAGUGAAGCACUUGUCCAAAGGUUUCCCAAUGAGUGGAUCAUGAUGACCGUAAUUUAGGGAUUUGCCAUAGUAUGGCUGCUUCUCGAUCUACUCGUGUCACAAGAUCUACAGUGGGGUUAAACGGCUUGGAUGAAACUUUUUGUGGUAGAACUUUAAGGAAUCGUAGCAUUGCUCACCCUGAAGAAGGAUCUCCCCAUUGUCAAGUCCGCUCCAGAUCACCAAAGAAGAGACCAGAGUCUGUGCAAACUCCAAAGGGGGCUAACAGCGGACGGGCCGCUGAUCUGAGGCAGCCGGGUACUCGAGAGCUGUGGGUAAGCCCAAGGAAAAGAGGACUUUCUUCUUCAGAAAAGGAUAAUGCUGAGAAACACGCUCCAGAAAACUGUGAGAGGAGGCCCAGCGAUGCGGCCUCCCCCAUCUUCAAGCGUUUGAAGCGCUGCCUCCGCUCAGAGGCCCUGAGCAGCUCAGAGGAAGAGUCCCCUACGAAAGCCGACAAGGAGAGCUCACCAGAGCGGAGUCGCUCCGCAGUGGACAAUGGUGCUGAUUCCCAAGGGGCUAAACGAGCUUGUCGAUGCCUUCUACUGGAUGAUUGUGAGAAAAGGGAAAUUAAAAAGGUGAAUGCCAGUGGGGACUCUUCCCCAAGCGCCGCUGCCAUCGCAGAAAUCACAGGCUAUCGAGCUUUUAAUGGGGUUGACGACAGGGACUCUGCUGUUCUCCACUGUGAUGACUGUCAGCUUGACGGCAACCCCAAACAGAACAGUCCUGCUUCCUGUAUGCUGCAGGAACAGUCGGUAGCUGAAAAUGGGGAUUCAGGUUCCCAUUCCUCCUAUUUGCUUGAGAGUAGGAAAGAAGAGAGUCUCGUAGACCAUAAUGUGCCUUGCACAAAUUCACAAGUGCAGGUCAAGUUGGAGGACCACAGACUAGGAGCUGCCCACCUGCGUGAGGAGCCCGCGGAGGACCUGCCUCCCGAGCCGGCGCCGGCGCCCUUGCUUGAAAUUCAGCCGUCUGUAAGGGAUUCUGAGGAGGAGGUAGAUGUGGUAGGAGACAGCGCCUCCCGUGCGCAGCCGGGUCAUGAGAACACCAGCAGCCCUGGCGGGGCCAGUCCUGCUCCGGUUCCUCCCACAGUGGAGUCCGCCCCUGCUUCUGUCUCAGACUGUGUCUCCACCCCGAUGACCUCUUUGUCCGAACCCCAAGAGCACCGCUACACGUUGCGCACGUCACCUCGGAGGGCUGCCCCAAGCAAAGGGAGUCCCACCAAAAAUAACUCUCCUUGUAGAGAAAAUGGACAAAUGGAGGAGAACCGCCUUAGUCUGGCAGAAAAGAAUCUCUCUCUUGGUGUUAACGUCAGUGGUUCUCCCACGGCCUCCGAGGAACCACCGCAGAGCGGAAAGGGGACGAGCUGCCACCCUGCAUCGCCAGCCCCAGAGGCCAGCCUCCCUCCUGGGUAUGUGGCGCCCGCCAAAGAGAAUGCUGCCCUGCGAGCCCCAGAGGAGGACGAGGACGAACCUGACGUCUAUUACUUUGAGUCAGAUCAUGUGGCAUUGAAACACAACAAAGAUUAUCAGAGACUGUUACAGACGAUUGCCGUACUCGAGGCUCAACGUACUCAAGCAGUCCAAGACCUCGAAAGUUUAGGCAGACACCAGAGAGAAGCACUGAGAGAUCCCAUUGGAUUUGUGGAAAAACUCCAGAAGAAGACUGAUAUAGGGCUUCCAUUUCCACAGAGAGUUGUCCAAUUACCAGAGAUCGUGUGGGACCAGUACACUAACAGCCUUGGAAACUUUGAACGGGAAUUUAAAAACCGCAAACGCAACACGAGGAGGGUGAAGCUGGUUUUUGAUAAAGUCGGCUUACCUGCCAGACCCAAAAGCCCCUUAGAUGCGAGGAAGGAUGGGGACGCCUUUUCCUAUUCUGUGCUGCCUUUAAGCGAUGGCCCAGAGGGUUCCAGCAGCCGGCCCCAGAUGAUAAGAGGCCGUCUGUGCGACGAGACCAAACCGGAGACCUUCAAUCAGCUCUGGACUGUGGAGGAGCAGAAAAAGCUAGAGCAGCUCCUCCUGAAGUACCCCCCUGAGGAGGUCGAAUCUCGGCGCUGGCAGAAGAUCGCCGACGAGCUGGGCAACAGGACCGCCAAGCAGGUUGCCAGCCGCGUGCAGAAGUAUUUCAUAAAGCUGACGAAGGCCGGCAUCCCGGUGCCAGGCAGGACGCCCAACUUGUAUAUGUACUCUAAGAAGCAGUCUUCAACGAGCCGACGGCAGCACCCCCUCAACAAGCAUCUCUUCAAGCCCUCCACUUUCAUGACCUCCCACGAACCUCCAGUGUACAUGGAGGAGGAUGACGACAGGGCCGGCUUCCAUGGCCACAUGGACCCCGCGGCCGACGAGGCCUCGGAUGAAGAGAGCAUUCCUGUCCCGUGCCGGGAGCUCCCCGAGUACAAGGAGCUGCUGGAGCUGAAGAAGCUCAAGAAGAGGAAGCUGCAGCAGAUGCAGGCCGAGGGCGGCUUUGUGCAGCAUGCCGGCUUCAAGUGUGACAACUGCGGCAUGGAGCCCAUCCAGGGCAUUCGGUGGCACUGCCAGGAUUGCCCCCCGGAAAUGUCCCUGGACUUCUGUGACGCUUGCUCAGACUGCCUUCAUGAGACAGACUUCCACAAGGAGGACCACCAGCUGGAGCCCAUUUACCGGGCAGAGACUUUCUUAGACAGAGACUACUGCGUGUCCCAGGGCACCAGCUACAGUUACCUGGACCCAAACUACUUUCCAGCCAACAGAUGACAUGGGAGAGACCCUAGGCCACGCUGCUCUUCCACACCUCGCCACGGGACCGGUGUCGUCUCGGCUUUCCUUGAAAGGACGCUCUGCGAUGACCGCUCCCGAGGGGUCUCGCCACCUGUUGGACGGGGUCCUCGGCGGCCCACCCGCCAACCAAGCGCACGCGCCUUCUGGGCGCGUUGCCCUGGGGGGGGGUCUUCUCCGGGGGGCGAGCCCCCAUCAGGGAGAGCCCAUCCCAAAGGCUUCAGACAGCUAAGUCUCGACGAUGGUGUCGAGAAGACAGAGUAUUUAUAGGAAGACCGUUUUUAGGCUGCAGUUUUGUCGUGAGGACAGAGUUUUAACCGAUGACGGUAUUUGCUUCUAGGAUCCUUCUCACCGAUGUGUCCCUCCCCAUCCAGUCAGCGCUGCUUCCGUAAUCACAGUGACUGGCCCUUCGAACUGCCCCCUUCCCCAACCCCUCCCCCCACAGUGAAGCACUACCAGAGGCCCCCGCGUGUUGCCUCUGUGACCGGCUCGCAGUCGCGGUGUAUGAGUGUGAUCCGGUCAUCCCUCAGAUCUAUUUUUUAAAUGUCAUGUUCUAUAAGAUUGAUCAUGUGAUGUGUACAAACUAUGGUGAAAGUGCCAGUGGUAGUAACUGUGUCCAGUCUCUAAUACUCCACAUUAACUCCUCAAAAGUGCACAGCCUCUGCCUCGGCUCGGAGUUGUCCGUGCGACUCGGCAAAGAAAACUGCCUGAAAGCGAAUCAUCUGUAUGGUAAUAACCUCCCUCUUUUGUAGUCUGCCCCAGAUCCAUGAAAGAUUGUAUUUUUGUUACUAUUUAAACAAGUGAUUCCACCUCGUCUGCGCAGGGAGUGCCGGCUCACCUGCAUCCUUUUAUAUUGCCGGAUUUUGUUGUGCGUCAUUUAAGACAUUUUGUAUGUUUCUUCUUAUCUGUGUAUACCGUCUGUUCUUAAAUAAUGGUCAUUUGUCAAGAGAACUGUGAGAAAUAAACUAUGUGGAUACUGUCUGUUUAUA
Messenger RNA from Sarcophilus harrisii (Tasmanian devil), 3962 nucleotides. RefSeq names its product zinc finger ZZ-type containing 3 (gene ZZZ3). The record is from RefSeq and is a predicted model, not a curated record. The coding region runs from base 259 to 2952 and encodes 897 amino acids. Gene Ontology annotation, molecular function: zinc ion binding. Lineage: Eukaryota; Metazoa; Chordata; Mammalia; Dasyuromorphia; Dasyuridae. The transcript is spliced from 13 exons.